GUGGUGUGAUUCUUGAUCUUGCAUUAACAAUUAGUUGUUUUAAAUAAUAUACAAUUUUUUGGGUUUAAAAUGAACAAUCCAAUUGAAUUAUUUAAUGAAUUGGAAUCAUUUAAUGUGCAUGAUCAGGAAUGUGCUAAGCAGAAGUUCGCAGAGGCAUUCGCUUCAACGAAAGAAUCAUGGAUUGUUAAUGGAAUGAUCGAUUAUUAUGCACAAACAAAUUCAUUUAGAAUAGUUGAAGUUCUUGUUAAAGUUCAGACACCUCACGAUAUUAAUAUCUUCAAUAAGCUGCAAAAAUGUCUUCAGGAAUCGAAUCCAAAGCAAAAAACUGUUGCUUUAACGCUCUUCGCUCAUAUUGUUCGCAAGCAUCCAACUUGGUUGCAUAAAGUAGUUAAUCAUGGAUUCCUGAAAGAUUUAUUAAAGUUCCUUAGAUAUGAACGUGAUGUCAUAACUCUCAUAUCUGGAUUAUUGUGUAUAAUAUCAUUAUUGCCAAUCAUACCGACAUCGAUUAGUUCAUACCUCCCAGAUCUUUUUGAAAUCUUCAAUUAUGUUGCAACGCUUACAUGCCAACAGCUUAAUUUAAGCGAAUGUCACCUGACUUAUCUACAAUAUGGACUUUAUAUGCUUUUCAAUCGAUUGUAUGGAAUGUAUCCAUGCAAUUUUAUUGACUAUAUUAGAAAUGAGUAUAUUUUAAAGACGGAAAAGACUCCAAUUUUCAAUCACACAAUUCGAGGACUGCUAGACACUGUAAAAAUUCACCCAAAUCUAAUAAUAUCAACAAAGAGCUCUGAGACUACAACAUCACGUUUUAAGAAAAUGGAACCUCACGACGUAGUCGUUGAAUGUGCAAAAUAUUCUGUUGAUAAUGAAAAGUCUGUUUCAAAUGGAUCAUCAGCGAGUGGAUUUUUAGACUGUUCCCAUAUGAAACCAUUAGAAUAUACACAUACAGUUGUUGAGCCAUUACCAGCGCUUCCAUCACGUAAUUAUUUGGCUAGUGCCAAGUCUGUUGAGAAUAAAUUUGAGAGUCUUUGGAGUCCAUCAUUCGUUAUUCAAGCAACUCCUCCCCCGACAGCUAAUUUACCUAAUACACCCACUCCAACACCAAAUUUUCUAAUUAAACAAAAUGCACAAGCUUUUAAUGAUGUUGAGGAAUCGACGAAACUCGUCGAGCCAGGAGUUGAAGCAACACCAGAAACGACACCAAUUAAGCCAGAAAUUAGAAAUUCAUUUAAACCAUAUCCAAACUCAUCACAAACUGCACGUAACAUUUGGCCAAAAGCGACAACAUCGUCAGUUACACAAACAACAAGCACGCGAAAUAUAUCAACGCCAUCAUCACCAAUGAGAAAGGAAUUUAAGCCUUUACAAAGUCAAUUACCAUCCUUUGACUUUGCAUCAAAUCAAAAACUUAUGAGAAUUUUAUCAGAUAGAGAACAUAGUGGCGCUGAUAUGAUGAUAUCAAAAGAGGACCAAGAAGUCAAUGAUAUUAAUAGCUUUAAUACCAACAAUAAUAGUGAUUUGGAUGGAAUUAAUGUAGCCUCAAUGAUGGAAUUUGAGGAAUCAGAUACGGAUGAAACUGAUACAACACCACCAUUAUAUCCACAAGUUAAUUAUGUCGGUCGUGUAAAGCGCCUUAGAUUAUAUAGUCAUUGUAUUUGUAGCGCUGGGACAUCUCCUGCUGAUAGCAUUAAUUAUAUGCCGCGUAUUCCAAGAACAUCUCGUAUGAAGAGAUAUAAUUCAUGGCCUAAUCUUAAAUCGGCUGAUGUUAUUAUUAAGUCAUCAAAGCUCAAUAAACAAAAUGAAAGUGAACAUCAAUCGUCAUCGGAUGAAGCUGUAAGUGCUGUAUCUCAUUUUAAAAAGAAGACUAUUCAAAAUGGCGAUACUAAAAUGAGAAAUGGUAGCAUUUUUAAGAAGAUUAAAGAGGAUUUAAAAUCGAAGCCUUUAGAAGUCGUUCAGAAAGCAUCGACAGGAACGCAGACUAUUGAAUAUUGGCCAUCAGCUUACGAAGCUAUGUUUUAUAACAUUUUUGAAAAGGAAAUGAAAAAGAAGCCUGAAAAGGAUGAAAUAAUAACAGUCACGCAAACAACCACGACUAUUACAAAAGCGUCAAUUGAAGCAGGAAGUCAUCAAAGUGGUGGAUUUUUGACAUCUGUAUCAUCGCCGAACGAAAUGAUUGAUCAAUACAUCCAGACAUCAUUAAAAAGAAAAAAUUCAAAUGAUUAUCGCGAUCAAAUUGAACUCUUGGCAAUUCAGCUUCAAUUUGAGAAGCAUAGACGUGAGAUUCAUGCUGAAAGGAACCGACGAUUGUUGGGAAAGAGUCGGCAAAUGCGCGGAUUGGAACAAAAUAAUUUAACACUAACAUCUCAAGUUGCACACUUGACAAACGAAAUUCAAGAAUUGAAUAAGAAAUCAACAGAAACAAAAAGCAUUUAUCAAAUGAAUUUAAAGCAACUUGAAGAUCGAAUUAGUUUCUUGUCUAAGAAAUUUUGUGAGGAAAAUGAAAAGCAGAAACAAAUUCAAAGAGAAAAGGAUGCUCUACAAGUUCUUUUGGAUGACGAAAUAGCUCAGAAGAAGCAAGCUCUUUUAAAAAUUGACAAAUUAUGUGCUGAGAAUUUUGACUUGAAACAUUUGUACGAAGAUGCUAAAACGGAAGCUGAACGUGGCAAGCAAUAUAGAGAUCAGUUAAAGAAACUCGAAUCUGAUCUCAUUAUAUUUAAUGAAGCACGAUUAAAAUGUCAACAGCAGAUGGAAGACUUAAAUGCUAUGAAAGCAAGAGACAUAGAAACAGAUUAUAUUGUUGAGAGCUACACACACGAAUUGCAAGAUAUGAAGCGUAUCUUAGAUUUUAAAUCAUCACAAAUAGAUGGCUUAAAUAGACGCAUUGUCGAUUAUGAACAGCAAAUUCAGAAGAAGGAUACAAAUCUUGCAGAUCAAAAGAGAUUAGUAAAAUCUAUUAAGGACGUCUAUGAAGAAAAAUUCAAGGCCCUGGAAGACAAGUAUGCAACACAGAAGGCAAUCAUCCUGAAAAUGGAAGAAAAUGCAUUGGAAUUAAAUAGAAAUCAACAAGCGAUAGUUUCACCCGAAUCAGAACGAACUGUUGAUCUUUUAGGAUAUACCUCACCAUUGUCUAUUUCGUUAGCAUCAAGCAAUGAGCUUUCUGUGUCUCUGAGAUCUACAACAGAAUUACGAAGUCUUAUUCUUCCAGAGCCUGUUCAACAGCCAAUUCUUCAACGACAGCAGUCUAUUCAUGACGACAUGCCAGUAAGUAGCUCCGGAAUCGCUCACGGAUCAGGACAACCAAUCACUUAUAAAAAGAAAUCUUAAAGAUGUGUAAAUUUAUUAAAAUUAUUAUCCUAUUUUAUCUUUUAUAAUAAACAGUAAUGUUUCUAAAGUUUUCAAGAAAGUUAA
Messenger RNA from Chironomus riparius, 3405 nucleotides. NCBI's taxonomy places the organism in Eukaryota, Metazoa, Arthropoda, Insecta, Diptera, Chironomidae. The record is from the annotation of a GenBank genome assembly.